GCAAGUGUGUUGAAUGAGUUGGCAGGGACCUAUUCCAGAAAGGCCACUCCCGGCAUUGUCCUCAACUGGAGCCCUGGCCUACCUUUCACCAAGUUGCCCUUGACCCUCAGCCUGGUGGAGCUGACCGAGGAGAUCCUGAAGCUGCUGAUGGAGCUAGUCUUCCGCCUUGUGUGCAGUGGAGAGCUCAGCCUGGCCCGCGUGCUCCGGAAGAAUAUACUGGACAAGGUGGACCAGAAGAAGCUGCUCAGGUGUGCCCAUUCCGACCAGCCUCUGGCAGCCAGGGGUGUCGCAGCCAGGCCAGGGACCUUGCAUGAUUUCCACAGCCACGAGAUAGCAGAGCAGCUGACACUGCUGGACGCUGAGCUUUUCUACAAGAUAGAGAUCCCUGAAGUUUUGCUUUGGGCCAAAGAGCAGAAUGAGGAGAAGAGCCCCAAUCUGACCCAGUUCACGGAGCACUUCAACAACAUGUCCUACUGGUAAGAAGGGGCCACAGCACUUGCUCAGGUGGUCUGGGUGGGCCAGUCCAAGCUUC
Molecule: messenger RNA, 532 nt
Organism: Cricetulus griseus (Chinese hamster)
Lineage: Eukaryota; Metazoa; Chordata; Mammalia; Rodentia; Cricetidae
Source: RefSeq, a predicted model, not a curated record